This is a messenger RNA of Eruca vesicaria subsp. sativa (arugula), 680 nucleotides long. Lineage: Eukaryota; Viridiplantae; Streptophyta; Magnoliopsida; Brassicales; Brassicaceae. The record is from the annotation of a GenBank genome assembly.
UUGUUACUCUGCUUUUACUCACUCUUGGAUUAGCUAUGUCACAUUCACUCUCUCCUCUCUUACCGGCUGCUCACGCCGGCAGCAUCUCCUCUCCAUCACCACGGUCACGGCCUCAGACUCCUCCCAUCAUCCUCCAAGUUCCACAAACUAACCGCAGGGCAAUUGUGGUGGGAUUAGGCAGUGUGCUAUGGAGUUGGAACGCUCUGAACGUUAAGGAGGAGGCAAUGGCGGCAGCAAGACGGCCGCCUCCAUCACCACCUAAGGAGAAGAAUGAUCCGAAUGUGAGUGGAGUUCAGGCUAAGGUAUUAGCGAGCAAGAAGCGUAAAGAGGCAAUGAAGGCUUCCAUGGCUAAGCUUAGAGAGAGAGGCAAAUCUGUUGUUGAUGAAGAAAAUAAAUCUUCAGCUCCUUCUUCUGCUGCUCCUGUUGUUGUUAAAGAUGAGCCAACUCCUCCUUCUGCUGCUCCUGUUGUUGUUGAAGCUGAACCAACUCCUUCUUCUUCUGCUUCUGAUCAAUAGUAUCCACGCAAAAAAGGGUGUAAACCUUUCUAUUUAUCUUCUCUACCAAAUUUUAUCCUCUCAUGUUAAUUCACACUCUGUACUUCAAACAGUUUAUUAUUUUGGGGAGUAUGUGGUAUCAGAUCCAUCAGUAAUUUAGUUCUGUGAUCAUCACAGAUUUGAUAA